Molecule: messenger RNA, 5029 nt
Organism: Lepus europaeus (European hare)
Lineage: Eukaryota; Metazoa; Chordata; Mammalia; Lagomorpha; Leporidae
Gene: UBE2O
Product: ubiquitin conjugating enzyme E2 O
Exons: 18
Coding region: 13-3864 (1283 amino acids)
Source: RefSeq, a predicted model, not a curated record
CGCAGAGCAGUUAUGGCGGAUCCCGCAGCCCCCGCGCCCGCGCAGGCCCCAGCCCCAGCCCCGGAGGCGGCCCCGGCCGCAGCCGCGGCCCCCGGGCCGGGCUCGACCUCCGGGCCCUCCUCAGACUCCGGCCCCGAAGCCGGCUCGCAGCGGCUGCUGUUCUCUCACGACCUGGUGUCGGGCCGCUACCGCGGCUCGGUGCACUUCGGGCUGGUGCGCCUCAUCCACGGCGAGGACUCGGACUCCGAGGGCGAGGAGGAUGGCCGCGGCAGCUCGGGCUGCUCGGAGGCGGGCGGCGCCGGCCACGAGGAGGGCCGGGCCAGCCCGCUGCGCCGCGGCUACGUGCGCGUGCAGUGGUACCCGGAGGGCGUCAAGCAGCACGUGAAGGAGACCAAGCUGAAACUGGAGGACCGCUCCGUCGUGCCCAGGGACGUGGUCAGGCACAUGCGAUCCACCGACAGUCAGUGUGGCACCGUGAUAGACGUCAACAUUGACUGCGCCGUCAAGCUCAUCGGCACCAACUGCAUCAUCUAUCCGGUCAACAGCAAGGACCUGCAGCACAUCUGGCCUUUCAUGUACGGGGACUACAUUGCCUACGACUGCUGGCUGGGGAAGGUGUAUGACCUGAAGAACCAGAUCAUCCUGAAGCUCUCCAAUGGCGCCAGGUGCUCCAUGAACACGGAAGACGGUGCCAAGCUCUACGAUGUGUGCCCGCAUGUCAGUGACUCGGGUCUCUUCUUUGACGACUCCUACGGCUUCUACCCGGGCCAGGUGCUCAUCGGCCCCGCCAAGAUCUUCUCCAGCGUGCAGUGGCUGUCAGGGGUCAGGCCUGUGCUGAGCACCAAGAGCAAGUUCCGCGUGGUGGUGGAAGAGGUACAGGUCGUGGAGCUGAAAGUCACAUGGAUCACCAAGAGCUUCUGUCCAGGGGGCACGGACAGCGUCAGCCCCCCGCCCUCUGUCAUCACUCAGGAAAACCUAGGCAGGGUGAAGCGUCUCGGAUGCUUUGACCAUGCUCAGCGGCAGCUCGGGGAGCGCUGUCUGUACGUCUUCCCAGCCAAGGUAGAGCCGGCCAAGAUUGCCUGGGAGUGUCCGGAAAAAAACUGCGCCCAGGGGGAGGGCUCUAUGGCCAAGAAGGUAAAGCGCCUACUGAAGAAGCAGGUCGUGCGCAUCAUGUCCUGCUCCCCGGACACCCAGUGUCCCCGGGACCAUUCUGUGGAAGACCCAGACAAGAAAGGGGAGGCCAAAGCCAAGAGUGAGGCGGCGUCGGCCAGCCCUGAGGAGACCCCCGACGGGUCUGCCAGCCCGCCGGGGACGCAGGAUGAGGGCGCCGAGGAGCCGCCCGAGGCUGGCGAGCAGCUGCCCCCCUUCCUGCUGAAGGAAGGCGGGGACGACAGGCUGCACUCCGCGGAGCAGGACGCGGACGACGAGGCCGCCGACGACACGGAUGACACCAGCUCCGUGACCUCCUCCGCCAGCUCCACCACCUCCUCCCAGAGCGGCAGCGGCACCGGUCGCAAAAAGAGCAUCCCCUUGUCCAUCAAGAACCUAAAGCGAAAACACAAGAGGAAGAAGAAUAAAAUCACUCGGGACUUCAAACCGGGGGACAGGGUGGCGGUGGAGGUGGUGACCACGAUGACCUCGGCCGACGUGAUGUGGCAGGACGGCUCCGUGGAGUGCAACAUCCGCUCCAACGAUCUCUUCCCCGUGCACCACCUGGACAACAACGAGUUCUGCCCUGGAGACUUUGUGGUGGACAAGCGAGUCCAGAGCUGUCCAGACCCUGCGGUUUACGGCGUGGUGCAGUCUGGGGACCACAUUGGCCGCACCUGCAUGGUGAAGUGGUUCAAGCUGCGGCCAAGUGGGGAUGACGUGGAGCUGAUCGGGGAAGAGGAAGACGUGAGCGUUUACGACAUUGCCGACCACCCCGACUUCCGCUUCCGCACCACUGACAUCGUCAUCCGCAUUGGCAAUGCCGAGGACGGGGCUCCUCACAAGGAGGACGAGCAGCCGUCAGUGGGCCAAGUGGCCCGUGUGGACGUCAGCAGCAAGGUGGAGGUGGUGUGGGCCGACAACUCAAAGACCAUCAUCCUGCCCCAGCACCUGUACAACAUCGAGUCUGAGAUCGAAGAGUCAGACUACGACUCCGUGGAGGGCAGCACAAGUGGUGCUUCCUCGGACGAGUGGGAAGACGACAGCGACAGCUGGGAGACAGACAAUGGGCUGGUGGAAGAUGAGCACCCCAAGAUAGAGGAGCCCCCCAUCCCACCCCCCGAGCAGCCAGCAGCCCCCGAGGAGGAGAAGGGGGUGGUGAUCAGCGAAGAGGCUGCCACGGCAGCCAUCCAGGGGGCUGUGGCCAUGGCCACCCCCAUGGCAGGGCUGAUGGAGAAGGCUGGCAAGGAGGGGCCCCCCCGGAGCUUCCGGGAGUUGAAGGAGGCCAUCAAGAUCCUGGAGAGCCUCAAGAACAUGACCGUGGAGCAGCUGCUGACCGGCUCGCCCACCUCCCCCACCGUGGAGCCCGAGAAGCCCACCCGGGAGAAGAAGUUUCUGGACGACAUCAAGAAGCUACAGGAGAACCUGAAGAAGACCCUGGACAAUGUGGCCAUCGCAGAGGAAGAGAAGAUGGAGGCGAUGGCCGACGCCGAGCGCAAGGAGGACAAGCCCGAGGGGCCGCCGCCCGCGAAGGCCGAGUGGCCCAGCGAGACCCCGGUGCUGUGCCAGCAGUGCGGCGGCAAGCCCGGUGUCACCUUCACCAGCGCCAAGGGCGAGGUCUUCUCUGUGCUGGAGUUUGCGCCCUCAAAUCAUUCUUUUAAGAAAAUUGAGUUCCAGCCCCCGGAAGCCAAGAAGUUCUUCAGCACGGUGCGGAAGGAGAUGGCGCUGCUGGCUACCUCACUGCCCGACGGCAUCAUGGUCAAGACCUUUGAGGACCGAAUGGACCUCUUCUCCGCCCUCAUCAAGGGCCCCACGCGAACCCCCUAUGAGGACGGCCUCUACCUGUUUGACAUCCAGCUCCCCAACAUCUACCCGGCCGUGCCCCCCCACUUCUGCUACCUCUCCCAGUGCAGUGGGCGCUUGAACCCCAACCUGUAUGACAACGGGAAGGUGUGCGUCAGCCUCCUGGGCACCUGGAUCGGCAAGGGGACAGAGAGGUGGACGAGCAAGUCCAGCCUUCUCCAGGUGCUCAUCUCCAUCCAAGGGCUGAUCCUGGUGAACGAGCCCUACUACAACGAAGCCGGCUUUGACAGCGACCGGGGCCUGCAGGAGGGCUACGAGAACAGCCGCUGCUACAACGAGAUGGCGCUGAUCCGGGUGGUGCAGUCCAUGACCCAGCUGGUGCGGCGGCCGCCCGAGGUCUUCGAGCAGGAGAUCAGGCAGCACUUCAGCACCGGCGGCUGGCGGCUGGUGAACCGCAUUGAGUCCUGGCUGGAGACGCACGCGCUGCUGCAGAGGGCCCAGGGGCUGCCCAAUGGGGUGCCCAAGGACCGAAGCUCUCCGGAGCCGCCGGCCGUGGCUGAGCUCUCAGACUCGGGCCGAGAAGAACCUGAGGAUGGAGGGCUGGCCCCUGGAGAGGCCUCCCAGGGCUCAGACUCGGAAGGUGGCGCCCAGGGCCUGGCCCCAGCCAGCAGGGACCACACAGACCAGGCUCCCGAGACCGCGCCAGACGCAUCCGUGCCACCCAGCGUAAAACCAAAGAAGCGGAGAAAGAGCUACCGGAGCUUCCUGCCCGAGAAGAGCGGCUACCCUGACAUCGGCUUCCCCCUCUUCCCGCUGUCCAAAGGUUUCAUCAAGAGCGUCCGAGGGGUCCUGACGCAGUUCCGGGCGGCCCUGCUGGAGGCAGGCCUGCCCGAGAGCACUGGGGACAAGUAGCCUCCAGCCUGGAGGAAGGAGCGUUGCAGCGGAAGAGGCCAGCUGCUGCCGCUCGCCCCCUCCCUGCCCGUCCCUCUGUCCCCCGUGCAAGCCCCCCUGCCCCUCCCCAAGGUGAGUGUGAUGCUGAAGUGCCAGAAGCGUCUCGAGGUGCUGCCGCCUGUCCAGGGCCCCCUGCGGGUCCCCGCCCGCCGCCGCCGGCACUUGGCCCUGUGCUGCCCCUCCCCAGCUCAGAGGGGCGUGCCCCGGGGCCCAGGCCGGCUCCCUGCAAGUCAGCAGGAGGGCGGAUGUGCCUUGCAUGAAGUGUGGGUUGCUCCAGCUGUCCCCCUGGUCCCCGUCAACCUCUCCAGUCCACCGGAGCCCCCCCACCCCAGACCUUCCUGCCGCUCCCACCACCAGCUCUCCCUGUCCCCUGGCAUCAGCACUGUCCCAAGGGAGCUGUAGCCACUGUCACCAGCCCCUGGCUCUGGCCUGGUUAGUACAUUGUAGCCCCUAGGCCUGUUGAACUUGCCCUCAGAGGCUGGGCCCAGGCUAGGCUCAGGGUUGCGCGGGGGACGGCGUGGAGGGCCAGGGGAGCCGCUGGAAACAGCUGUCCGGCCGGGGGCUGGCAGGGGCACUGGCAGCCGUGUGGGCUCAGCCCUGGAGGUCGGAGCGGCGGCACACAGCCGGGGCGCACCCCGGGGGCCACGCUGGGAGGUGGCAGAGAGCCCUUCGCUUACAGAGCCCGCGGGGCCUCCCGCCAGACAGGCCCAGAGGUUUACGCGUUUUCUAAGCUUUUGGUAAUGUGAAGCUCCAGGCUGGGGCUGCUGCCGCCCUCUGCAGCGAUGUGCUCCGGUGUAUGUAUGUAAUAUUUAAGGUUGGAAAAUAAAUCUCAAAAGCAAAGAUAGUAACUCUUAUUAGAAAAAAAAAGACAAAAAAAAGCCAAAGCAUGAUGCGUUCUGUCAGCCUUAAGCGGGCUGCACCCCGGUGCGGCGCGGGGCCGCGGGGGGCCGGCGGGGCUGGCGCUGGCGGGGCUGCUUCCCAGUGCGUGGUUGGUGUGGAUGUGAACGCCUGCGCUUCCACUGUGUAUAAAGUGCUGUGUGAUUCAGCUUUUUUUUACUUGCAUUUUUUUUUUGGUUGGCUCAUUAACAAGACAAGGUGACACCAUUAAAGCUGCCUCUGCCAUUCA